CGAGACGAGGGCUAGGGUUUAUAUUUUUGAAGCCGCUCGCUGCUAAGCCUCUCUCCUUCUCCAAGCUCAGAAGACCCUUAGCGCCGCAGCACAACUCCGUUCAGCAGCCAUGGGGAAGACGCGUGGUAUGGGAGCUGCUCGCAAGUUGAAGACCCACCGCAGGAGGCAAAGGUGGGCUGACAAGGCUUACAAGAAGUCUAACUUGGGUAAUGAGUGGAAGAAGCCUUUCGCUGGUUCUUCUCAUGCCAAGGGCAUUGUCCUGGAAAAGAUUGGCAUUGAAGCCAAACAGCCAAAUUCUGCUAUCCGUAAGUGUGCCAGAGUGCAGCUCAUUAAGAAUGGAAAGAAGAUUGCUGCCUUUGUUCCUAAUGAUGGUUGCUUGAACUACAUUGAGGAGAAUGAUGAAGUACUCAUAGCUGGAUUCGGGCGUAAGGGUCAUGCCGUGGGAGAUAUUCCUGGAGUCCGUUUCAAGGUUGUGAAGGUCUCUGGUGUUUCCCUUUUGGCUCUCUUCAAGGAGAAGAAGGAGAAACCGAGGUCUUAAAUUAUUAAUGGAGAGAUGUAUGGUGUGGUUUUUCUCCGAGUGAAUCUUACUAAGCCAAGUUUUGGUUAUUGUAUGGUGAAACCUUCAAUUUUUGCAAUCCUGUAUGUUGCAGUCUUAAGUCUUAACAUUCUUUGCUCGAGGUCUGUCGGUAGAUUUUAAUUUUAUACAUUUUUUGCUUGAUUGUUCUCUUGAUUCGAGACAAGGCUCAUAACAGGCAGGAGCCCCUGCGGAAAUCGGGUACAGGAUGACAACUUCGUAGCAUAGUUGUUAU
Molecule: messenger RNA, 809 nt
Organism: Linum trigynum
Lineage: Eukaryota; Viridiplantae; Streptophyta; Magnoliopsida; Malpighiales; Linaceae
Source: the annotation of a GenBank genome assembly